AGGAAUUGCUAGGCCAGCGCACCUGCUAUAACGUUAGAUUGUUGCACUGAUGAACGUGACCAUUUUGCUCUCAUAAUUCAGUCUCUCUUAACACAGUUGGCAAGAAAUGAAAGUGAAAGAAUUCCAGCUAGCAUUGUGUUUCUACUGUAAAGAGGUGACUUGGCUUUGUCGAGUGUUUUCUACUUCGUUGUGAAAACGGACAUCAUGCUCAGAAAGUUGGACGCUUUAUGAAAAGCAUGAAACUGCGUGUGAGGAUAAACAAGCAGACCAGCAGGGUGAAGCUGGAGGGAGAGGAGCCCACUCUGACAGAGCUCAACGUUCAAAUCAGAGAGAUCCUUCUGCCUUCACAUGGACUCAGCCCAGACACAGAGUUCACCUUGUCCCUGAACGGUGCAGAUGUUCUAUCUGACUCUGGUCAGACUUUGUCCUCCUGUGGCAUCGUCAGUGGGGACCUGGUCUGUGUCAUCCUGCCUCCAUCUGUGGCUGUACCCUCCACCGCCUCUACCCCCUGCGCUGCCCCUGCUCCCUCAGCCCGCCAGGCUGUGCCCUCAGGCUCCCCUGCUUCCUCCGCUGCCUUUGCCGCCUCAGCCCGCCAGGCACCCAGCAACAGCAGUAGUAGUACUGGGCUGUACCAAGCUGUACACCCACCAGCCAAACGCUCCAGUGAGGCCAGCAGCACCAGCAAGGGGGCGGAGCCUCAACAGGAAGUGGUCAGAGAGGAGGAGCAGGAAGGAGAGGCAGGUCGGUGGGUGUGGGAGCCCAUGCUGUGUGGGGAGGCAGAAGGAGGGAAGGUCCCCCAUUCCCUGGAGGUUCUCUACCACCAGGCUCAGAGCAGCAGUACCUGUGAUGCCCUGAUGGUGGCAGUGCACCUCCUGAUGGUAGAGACGGGCUUCCUGUGCCAGGGCUCUGAGGGGCGUCCUGGUGAGAUGCCAGCUGGGUGGAGGGCCCCAGGAGGGCUGUACAGACUGCAGUAUGCCCAUCCUCUCUGUGACGACAGCCUGGCCAUGGUCCUAGCUGUUCCCAUGGGACCCGUUCUGGUUAUCAACGCCACCCUGAAGAUGAACCAGCAGGUGGAGACAGUGAGGAAACUGUCACUGAAACACUCCACCUAUGUGACCGACCAGUGGACAGGUGACAGUGCAGCGGCCGUCUACACAGAGCUGAGGAAGUUGUCCCGGGUCUUCAAAGACCAGCUGGUGUAUCCUCUGAUAGCUUCAGCCAGAGAAG
Molecule: messenger RNA, 1227 nt
Organism: Salvelinus namaycush (lake trout)
Lineage: Eukaryota; Metazoa; Chordata; Actinopteri; Salmoniformes; Salmonidae
Product: F-box only protein 7-like
Exons: 7
Biological process (GO): positive regulation of autophagy of mitochondrion; autophagy of mitochondrion
Molecular function (GO): protein kinase binding
Source: RefSeq, a predicted model, not a curated record